Kickxella alabastrina is the source of this 533-nucleotide messenger RNA. RefSeq lists its product as uncharacterized. The transcript has 3 exons. Bases 1 to 354 code for a protein of 117 amino acids. Lineage: Eukaryota; Fungi; Kickxellomycota; Kickxellomycetes; Kickxellales; Kickxellaceae. The record is from RefSeq and is a predicted model, not a curated record.
AUGGCUAUGAUCAGCGCCACGAGUUGGAGACGAACCGUGGUGGAAACCAAUGGCGUUGCAAAUCCCUAUGUCUUCAUUUUGCUGUCCCCGCUUUUCCAAUGUUUGUUUACAUUUGGUGCUAUUGUGUUAUUUUACAUUAAAUUAUCGCAUUUUUACAAUGAGAGCGCCACAUUACUGGCGGCACUCUGCGCAGCCUACUUUUGCGCCACCGAGCUAUCCCUCCAAGUAAAUGCCGCUGCUACAACAACAGAAGCAAGCGCCAAACGCCAUGCCUCCACGACCAGCCGACCAUCGCACAAUAUAUCAAGAGCGCUUGCUCCCAAGCCAUCCACAUCGCAUGCCCCAUGGGAAUAGUCCAAAACUCCAAGCGGCUCCGCGCCACACUGCGAGAAGACGCCGAACUACAGCCUUGAAACCUCCUCAAAUGCAGAACAAGCUGACGACGAGACAGAUAGCGACAAAACCCCGAAAGGUUAGCGUUGGCGGAUGAUUCGGAUGCAAAUACGGAGGCCAAGGGUGGCAACGAGGAUGAG